Protobothrops mucrosquamatus (brown spotted pit viper) is the source of this 1824-nucleotide messenger RNA. RefSeq names its product solute carrier family 34 member 1 (gene SLC34A1). Bases 1 to 1824 code for a protein of 607 amino acids. The record is from RefSeq and is a predicted model, not a curated record. Lineage: Eukaryota; Metazoa; Chordata; Lepidosauria; Squamata; Viperidae. Gene Ontology annotation, biological process: sodium-dependent phosphate transport; intracellular phosphate ion homeostasis. Gene Ontology annotation, molecular function: sodium:phosphate symporter activity. The transcript has 11 exons. Gene Ontology annotation, cellular component: brush border; vesicle; apical plasma membrane.
AUGGAGAGCCAUGAAAUCAACACUGAUUUUUCCAAGAUGUGGAACCCCUACUCAUGCUGGGAUGAAGUAGAGAAACCAGCCCUUGGUAAAUGUGCAAGAACCAGAUCCAUCCUUAUUUCCUUUCUCAAGGUCCCCUUGAUGUUUGCCUUUUUAUACCUGUUUGUGUGCUCUCUUGAUGUGCUAAGCUCUGCUUUCCAGCUGGCAGGAGGUAAAGUAGCUGGAGAUAUUUUCAAGGACAAUGCUAUCCUCUCCAACCCAGUGGCAGGGCUUGUGGUAGGAGUCCUUGUUACUGUCCUUGUACAGAGUUCCAGCACCUCCACCUCCAUCAUUGUGAGCAUGGUUUCCUCAGGAUUGCUGGAGGUAGGUUCAGCCAUCCCCAUCAUCAUGGGCUCCAAUAUAGGGACCUCAGUCACCAACACCAUUGUGGCACUUAUGCAAGCUGGCGACAGAAAUGAAUUUAAGAGGGCCUUUGCAGGGGCCACCGUGCAUGACUGCUUCAAUUGGUUGUCAGUACUGAUUCUGCUGCCUCUGGAAGUGGCCAGUGGCUAUCUGCACCACAUCACCAAAGUUUCCGUGGCAUCUCUCAACCUGCGCAGUGGACGGGAUGCUCCAGAGCUUCUGAAAGUAAUCACGGAGCCCUUCACUGGCCUUAUUGUCCAGCUGGAUAAGUCAGUGAUCACAGGGAUUGCCACAGGCAAUGAAAGCUUGCACAACAAAAGUCUGAUUCGGAUGUGGUGUGAAGCGCCAGCUCCACAGAUUCCUUCAGCAGGCACAAGAGGAAGAUCCCUAAACUGCAGCUCCCUUAUACCAAACAGUCUGGAAAGUGCUGGAAACUUCAGCAGUGCCAUGACACAGAAAUGCAAUCACCUGUUUGUGGACUCCUCUCUGCCAGACUUGGCUGUGGGACUCAUGUUGCUGGCUGGAUCCCUGACUGUACUGUGCACCUGUCUUAUGAUGUUGGUCAAACUGUUGAACUCUGUGCUCAAAGGCCAGGUGGCCAGCGCUAUCCAGAAGGUCAUUAACACAGAUCUUCCAUCACCUUUUGGAUGGGCCACCGGUUACUUUGCCAUGCUUGUUGGUGCUGGGAUGACGUUUGUUAUGCAAAGUAGCUCUGUCUUCACUUCAGCAAUUACCCCUCUCAUAGGUCUUGGGGUGAUCAGCUUAGAACGUGCGUAUCCCCUGACCCUGGGUUCUAACAUUGGAACUACAACCACGGCUAUCUUAGCAGCCCUGGCCAGUCCAGGGGAUAAAUUGGCCAGUGCCUUGCAGAUUGCUCUCUGCCACUUCUUCUUCAACAUCUCUGGGAUUCUGCUGUGGUAUCCCCUGCCUUGUACUCGCCUCCCAAUCCGCAUGGCUGAAGCAUUAGGUGAGCAGACAGCCAAGUAUCGCUGGUUUGCUGUCUUCUACCUGAUUAUCUGCUUCCUCUUGUUGCCGUCGCUGGUUUUCGGACUCUCUGUGGCAGGAUGGCAGGUGCUGGUAGGCGUGGGAGCUCCGUUCCUGAUUCUUCUAGCUUGUGUGGCCUUUAUCAACAUCAUGCAGUCACAGAGCCCUGACCGGCUGCCCAGGUGGCUUCAGAAUUGGGACUUCUUGCCGUACUGGCUUCACUCUUUGGAGCCCUUGGAUGGGCUAAUGACCAGAGCCACAGCGUGUUGUGCUGCUCAUUGUUCGGGUAGCCAAGAGGAAUGUAAAAAGAAAUCGCCAGGAGUUAAGAUCAGAAGAGGCUUGCCGAAGCCUUCUGUUGUCUUCUUAGAGGAAUGGUCCCCGCCACCAAGACUCUCACCCCAGCUGAACAUCCUGCCAGUGCAGCAUGCUAGCCGCCUGUGA